UGCCGUGACUUAUUCGCGUUUCUGCAGCGGACGCGGCAGGUUCUCCCGGCGGUUGGCGUUCUUCUUUUCCGACUGCCAGCCAUCUAACGAGCAAAGUUUUCCACGACGCACGUUGAUUUUCCGGCCAUUAGUGGCAUGUCCACCGACGAGGACUCCCUGGGCAGUCCCCUCAAGCCGGCCACGCCCACUCCCGGCGAGCGGGAGCGACCCAGGGGCGGACGAUCCGGGGCGGCGGAUCUGCUGCGCCACCAGCAGAGCUUCGAGGCCCGCUACAGCGGCAUCAUCCAGAAGCAAAUCUGGGAGACGAGCAUCAACAAGGACGUGCUGGAGCGCCAGCUGAACGCCUACUUCCCCUUCUCGCGCAGCGCCUCGCUCUCCAAGGAUGGAUCCGGCGGAUUCGAUCAGCUCCUGCCGCCGGCAACGGGCGGCAGCGGAAGCGGAAGUGGGCUGAAGACCCGUUCCCUGGCCACCACGCCCACCAGGCGGCCAGGCGUCUGUCUGGAGAAGCUGGAGACGGUGGACGUGGCCUCCCUCGACCAGCAAGCCCAGGGAAAGUAGCUUCGGAGUCCCAAGGAUUAAGCUUACUCAUUCAUUGUGAUGUCCGUAAGGUUGAAAGGCAAUUUUGACAUUUUUAGGCUAAGAUAGGAUUAAAGGAAGUCCCCGGGUUCCAAAAUAUACAAUCAAAACGUCUCAUCAGGUGAUUUUGCAUUCAAAUUUCGGUUUUACCUGUGCUACUUUGCUCCAUUUUUAUAAAAACCUUAUGUUUUUUAAAGGGUGAAGGACACCAAAUCUUAAGAUUUAAAGUUGUUUCAUUUUUUGUUUCUGUUUCUUUGAAGUAAAAACAAUAAAAUUGUAAUCAUUCAGUGAAGAACCAAAUACGAAAUCCGGGUCUUCUGAAAAACGAUUUUCAGUAUAGCUUUAAUGAGUAUUACUAACGUCUAAGUCAAGCAAUCUCUGAAAUCGACUAUUUAUUUAGCACCCCCGAUUCGUCCUGCACUAAAACAAUCUAUUAGCACAGUUCAACCGACGUCAAUGUAAAAUUCCCUUUUUAUCGGCUAAGGAUAUGAACGUAUUCCCGGAUCAAAGUGAACCCUAUUUAAGCUACUAUUAUUCAAUCUUCUUCAAUAAAACAAAGGCUUAUUGCAUAUUCAAUUUGGUGUCGAGUCAAACGGAUAAGGCCAUGGCCCAUAUAAAUCUCCACAGGCUCCCGGGUAAAUCUAAUUUAUGGGGAUAUUAUGCGAGAAAAAUAGAACAGGGGGAGUGUGAAAAAUAGGGGGUGCGAGGCCAGAGAUCAAAUGUAAUAAUCAAAUGUAUUUGCGGCAAUUUUCGCUCCAGCACCUUGAGCGCGAAACGAGAAAGCACUUAAGUGGAAAUGCCGCCAGUCAAACGCUAAAAGCCCAGCCCCUUCCUCUAUCCUGUCAGCAGGGAAACUCCUCUGCGGAGCUAAUAGUUUUUCCACUUUUCCUUUGACUUUCACUUCCGUGCUCUCUCAACAAGUUGCUCGAGUGGCUCGGCUAUUUCCGUUGGUUUUUGCCCAACUUGUUGAUUUAAAUUCAUGAACGCUUAGCACAAAGAAAAAUCUCGCUCCUCUUUUUUUGGCUUUUUCCUUUGCCCGGCUGUGUUUGUCAGGCUGGAGGACCGGAGGACGCCCACUCGAUGUCCAUGUGUUUGGCCAGACACUUGACAUAAGCACUUGGCCUGGACACAUCCACCCCCAGAGAGAUUUCGCCUUUCCUUCCCUGGUGGGGUUUUAGUGUCAACUGCAGGAGGGUUUCCAGUGCGUGUCUAUUUAAUUGACUGUCGACGGCUCGGCACUUGGAGCUGCCCAACUCAGUCUGGUCCACUGGUCAUCGCAGCUUGUUAAUGACUAAGCAGGGCCCUUGGGCAUUGAUUAGUUGUUGGCUGGUAUUUGAUUUAAUUGCCGGGUGUGCCGCAUAAAUUAAGGCUGCACUAAGCCCUGAUCGAUCAGAGAUAUCAUGUGGAAUGCUGCCCAUCGAAAUCUCUGUCCUUAGUUGAUCCAGAUUAAUUAGUAGCUGGUUGCUUUUCCAUUUGGUAGUGCUUUGGUAAAGCAACUUAAACUAGGACUACGUUACAAGGGACU
Messenger RNA from Drosophila subpulchrella, 2101 nucleotides. RefSeq lists its product as uncharacterized. NCBI's taxonomy places the organism in Eukaryota, Metazoa, Arthropoda, Insecta, Diptera, Drosophilidae. The coding region runs from base 136 to 558 and encodes 140 amino acids. The record is from RefSeq and is a predicted model, not a curated record. The transcript has a single exon.